CUAACCACGCGGACGAAGUCGGGGGCAACAGCUAGUUUCUUUAUAUGAAAAGAUUCACCUUUUAAGACCUUUAUUCCUUAUUUUUAUGAAGGCAUUUGAAGCAAUAGAGUAAUGUUUUACUGUUAAAUGUAAUUGUUUUCAGUUCUCAUGACAGUAAGGGUGAAAACGGCUAAAACUUCCCAUCAAAUAAAGGAAACAAUAAAUACACCGAAAAGAGAUAAUCCAAACUUUGUAAGAGAUCGAAAAUUAGACAGGCUUUGGAACAAGCCGCAAAUGCCGCAGCCUUGGACGAGUCGGUUCCGCUUACCAUUCGAUCCUGCGUGGAUGGACUAUUGCGAUCCCUACCAUUGCAACGAUUAUUACAAAACUGCGUGUGGAUUAAACAGAUAUAACAUGAAAUUCAGAUACUUUCAAAGCACUUGUCAUUUAAUUUUAAAUAACCAAUGUGCUUAUUAUCGGGGCAAUUUGAAGUAUGACUCGAUAAGUUUACAUUUCUGCCGAGCCUACAUCAUGUUCUUGAGGGGGGGAUGCCCUUCACAAUGUGAAGAUGAGGUGGAUCCCGUCUGUGGAAUGAGUCUGGUGGACGGGCAUGUCGUAAUCUUCAAAAAUGCUUGCGCUUUGGAGACUUUUAACUGCAGAAAUUCAACGUUACAAGAAUACGAAAGUGUAUACAUGGAGGUGUGCCAGUUUUAUCGCGGUAAAGAUGAUGAUUAAAAUAAAUCCAGAAAAGUAGAGAUUUU
Messenger RNA from Trichoplusia ni (cabbage looper), 740 nucleotides. RefSeq lists its product as uncharacterized. The record is from RefSeq and is a predicted model, not a curated record. Gene Ontology annotation, molecular function: protein binding. Lineage: Eukaryota; Metazoa; Arthropoda; Insecta; Lepidoptera; Noctuidae. The coding region runs from base 148 to 714 and encodes 188 amino acids. The transcript has 5 exons.